AUGUUACAUAAAUACACCGAAAAGCACAGAAAACCUUUCACAUUUGUGGAGGAAGAAAAAAAUGAUGAUUUCACAAAGAAUCUGGUUGACGCAAACCUGUUGCCAAAGGAAUUGCAGGAUUUAAAUCUUGGCUCCUCAAGUGAAAGAGCCAAAUCCUUGAGCCGCCAUGAAAACCGCAUUUUUUCCAAUAAAUACGUGAUACCUGACGAUGGCGUCCCAGAACAAUUGGCUUUCGAUCUUGUCAGAAACGAGUUGACCUUGGAUGGCAACCCACAUUUAAAUUUGGCAAGUUUUGUCAACACUUCAAGCACAGCCUUGGCGAAAAAGUUGAUCACGGAAAACAUCAACAAAAAUCUCGCCGACAAUGAUGAAUACCCUCAGCUGAUUGAGCUGACCGAGAGAUGUAUCUCUAUGUUAGCGCAGUUGUGGAAAUGCGGCAAAAACGGCGAGGAGCCUAUCGGUUGCGCCACCACCGGUUCAAGUGAGGCCAUUAUGCUUGGUGGCCUUGCAAUGAAGAAAAGAUGGGAGCACAAGAUGAAAGAUGCCAGCAAGUCAACAUCAAGACCCAACAUUAUCAUGUCAUCUGCCUGCCAGGUUGCAUUGGAGAAAUUCGCACGGUAUUUCGAAGUGGAGUGCAGACUAGUACCGGUGUCCUCUGAGAGUCACCACUCGCUGGAUCCGAAGUUGCUGUGGGAUUUCGUCGACGAGAACACGAUAGGUGUGUUUGUCAUCCUGGGUACCACGUACACCGGCCAUUUCGAGAACGUCGAACAGGUUGCGAACACUCUGCAAGAAAUCGAAACCGCAAACCCAACCUGGUCCAACAGAGAAAUACCAAUCCACGUCGAUGGCGCAAGCGGUGGCUUCAUACUGCCCUUCUCCUUCACCGAGAAGCAACUGGCCGCCGCAAAGGUGAGUUACUGGGGGUUCAACCACCCGAGAGUCCUGAGCAUGAACUCCUCCUCACACAAAUUCGGUAUGACGACUCCCGGCCUGGGCUGGGUGCUGUGGAGAGACGGACACUUUGUGCCUUCGGAACUGAGAUUCACCCUGAGGUAUCUGGGCGGCGUCGAGGAGACGUUCGGCCUCAAUUUCUCGAGGCCCGGGUUCCAGGUCAUCCACCAGUACUACAACUUCAUCUCGCUGGGCUUCAAGGGAUACCAGACACUCUUCAACAAGUCGCUGUUCGUGGCACGUGCCUUCUGCUUCAAUCUGCUGAAAAACAAAGAGAUGCCCGACUACUUCGAAGUCGUCAGCGGCAUCCACAACAGAAUCAGCGACGGCAACCUGCCCGCCAAGCUCGACGACUACUGGAGACACCCGGACCAGUUCCAGCCCGGUGUCCCGCUGGCCGCCUUCAAGCUGUCGGCCCAGUUCCACAAGCGCUUCCCCGACAUCCCCCAGGCCAUGCUAUCGACCCUGCUGAGACUGCGCGGCUGGAUUGUCCCGAACUACCCGCUCCCAAAGUCCACUGACGGCAGCGACCAGAGCGAGGUCCUGAGGGUCGUGUUCAGGUCCGAGAUGAGACUCGAUCUUGCCCAGCUGUUGCUGACCGACAUACAGAACGUGGUCUCGAAACUCAUCCGUUGCUACAGCAAGGUGAAAGAAGAAACCGCCGUUGCCACCUCUUCGCAAAAUAGAAACAUUCGCGGUGACGUCAUCUUUGACGUCCUAUCCACCCUCGCUGACCCUGCCGCCGAGCAGGAGACGCCCGCCGAAGAGGUCAGAGAGACCAGGAAAAAGAUGUCAAAAAACUACAGGGGAACCUGCUAG
Molecule: messenger RNA, 1773 nt
Organism: Zygotorulaspora mrakii
Lineage: Eukaryota; Fungi; Ascomycota; Saccharomycetes; Saccharomycetales; Saccharomycetaceae
Gene: GAD1
Product: glutamate decarboxylase GAD1
Exons: 1
Coding region: 1-1773 (590 amino acids)
Biological process (GO): L-glutamate catabolic process
Cellular component (GO): cytosol
Molecular function (GO): glutamate decarboxylase activity; pyridoxal phosphate binding
Source: RefSeq, a predicted model, not a curated record